AUGCAUACAACCCAGAUGAGGAUUAUGCAGAGAUGGAGUCCAGAUUGCGUGCACAUUUGGAAUCUUUCCUAGAAACUGCAAGAUCAUUCAAUACGAUUUACACUAAGGAACUACGUCCCAGGACACACAUGAUGGAGGAGCCCCAGCUUCAUGGGUUUGGGCCAGCUGCCAAUCGCUUGCUAGAGGCAUACAAAAUGACAGCUGCAAAGUCUUAAGGCAAUAUCUCAGACUCUGAAGUUUCCAAACAUAGUCAACUGUCAUCAGCCUUAACCGUGUCUUCUAACUUUGAGCCACGGAGAUCACGCGGCACUUCACCUUUCGUCCUGUCAACAUCCAGUUCUAUAGUAUUCUGUGCAGAUGCAAUUUUGUGCUGUUGAGAAAGGCAUAUAAAGAUUCUGAUUAAGGAAUUGUUUGCAGAAUGGCUGCUAGAGUUCUGCAUAAGCUUGCAGAGCCUGUGGCACAUGAAGGAUCAACACCUCCUGGUGAAGUGACAUAUGGAGAUGAAGCAGUAAAAUCAGAAAUAACUAAUCCGGCUCCUUUAGUUGAUUACUCAAACUUGUUUGAAGAAGAGUUCCAGUUGCCUGAUGAUCACUGGGACUCAAGCUAUCUUAACAUCUUGGAUAUAGGAGCAGUGGAGGAAGGGAUUUUACAUGUUCUUUAUGCUUGUGCGUCACAGCCUCAGCUCUGCAGCAAAUUAGCAGAUAGGACUUCUGACUUCUGCACUUCGUCCCUUUGUUAGCCGUCCAUCUGACAUUGUCGAUAAUUGUUUCUCUAUGGAAACAGCCAAUUGUUCAACAAGCCCUCUCCCAGAUUGUAGCAACGUCGUGUUCAUCAUUAUACCGUCCACUUCAUGCUUGUGCUGGCUAUUUAUCAUCGUAUUCACCAUCGCAUGCUAAGGCUGCAUGCGUUUUGAUUGAUCUCUGUUGUGGCAUGCUAGCACCUUGGCUAAGUCAAGUGAUUGCAAAGGUUGAUCUGGCUGUAGAGUUUCUAGAGGAUCUUUUGGGUGUAAUUCAGGGUGCAUGCCACUCCCUGCUUCGUGCUCGUGCUGCCUUAAAAUACAUUGUUCUGGCGCUCUCUGGUCACAUGGAUGAUAUGCUAGGAAAGAAUAAGGAAGUUAAGCAUAGGAUACUCUUUCUUGUGGAGAUGCUGGAGCCUUUCCUUGAUCCUGCUGUAGAAAGAUUGAAGGGAAUAAUAGCCUUUGGAGAUCUGUCUUCUGCACAUCCAGAAAAGCAGGAAGAGAAUUGUGUUAUUGCCGUCAAUGUAAUUCGCAGAGCAGUGCAGAAACCAGCAGUUCUUCCUUCACUGGAAUCUGAAUGGAGGCGUGGAUCAGUUGCUACUAGUGUGCUACUCUCGAUAUUGGAACCUCACAUGCAGCUACCUCCUGAAAUUGACCUUCAAACAUCUCCUGUCCCUAGACCACUGGAACCUGAAUCUUUAUCUGGUUUAUUUCAUUCUUCAGCUUCUCACCAAGGGGUAGCUUCAAAAUCAAACAGCCAGGAUGAAUUUGACAGGAAGAUAGAUGUUUCUGAUACAGCCGUAAAAAUUGACAUUUCAGAAGACGCCAGUCUUCUUUUUGCACCUACAGAACUGCAUAACAUUGUAUUGACAAGUAUAUCCAGUUGUCCUAAUGAGAACAGCUCUGUCCUAACCAAAACAUCUGGUCGGGAAACAUUUUCCACACAGGUUUCAAAUUGACUUAAAACUAGAUGCUGGUUUCUCUUGCAAGCAGAUUAUUUCCAACUUAUAACCUAUCAAGACUGCGAGCUCAGGGCUUCUGAAUUUCGGCGAUUGGCCUUAGAUUUGCAUUCACAGAAUGAGAUUACCAUUGAGAGUCAUGAUGCCGCUAUAGAUGCUUUGCUCUUGGCUGCAGAGUGCGAUGUCAAUCCAUUUUUUAUGAUGUCUUUUAGAGGAAAUCCAAAGUUAAUGAAGGAGAUAAACAUCAGUGGGAUUAGGACUCGACAAAAUCAUGAAAUUGGGAUGCGAAUGGUCUCUGGAAAGUCUAAGAAUGACCUAGAAACAAUAUCUCUUCUUCUUAAAAGGAAAAGAGACAAAAUUGUUCUUCAAAUUCUGCUCGAGGCUGCGGAGUUAGACAGAGAGUACUGAGAAAAGGUUUCAGAUGGAGGACUUAGUCCGUACUACACCAUAGGAUUUGAUGAACAAGUCAUUAGGUUGUCUCCGCUUGAUGUACAAUCUGCAGAUGCCAUCACCUUGGUUCGACAAAAUCAAGCUUUGUUGUGCUGCUUUCUGAUUCAACGAUUGCGAAUGGAGCAGCACUCGGUGCAUGAAAUUCUUAUGCAGUGUAUGAUAUUCUUGUUGAAUUCUGCGACUAAGCUAUACUGUGCUCCAGAACAUGUGAUUGACAUUGCAUUAGGAUCCGCUGAGUACUUAAAUGGGAUGCUAAGAUCCCUGUAUUAUCAGUUCAAAGCAAACAAUCUGCAGUUGGAGCCGGAAACAUUACAUGGGAUACAACGACGGUGGAUACUGCUUGAAAGAUUGGUAAUUUCUUCAAGCGGUGGCGAUGAGGAAACAGGCUUUGCAAUCAAUAAAAAUGGUUUCCCUUAUGGAAGUCUGAUUCCACCUUCAGUCUGGAUGCAAAGGAUUUCCACUUUUCCUAGAUGCAUAUCCCCUCUUGUUCGAUUUCUUGCUUGGAUGGCAGUAUCUUGUAAUGCAAGACAGUACAUGAAGGACCAGCUUUUACUGGCUUCUGAUCUACCACAGGUGACAUCUCUAUUGUCUACAUUUGCAGAUGAACUUUCUGUUGUAGAUAAUGUUAUCAGUCGAAAGUAUGAAGAAUCAGGGGGUGAAAUUGUUUCUGCAUCCAUUAAAGGAUUUGAAGUUGCUGAUCAGCAGCAUCAGGACCAAUCUUUUUGUGUCAUUUACCCUGAGCUCUUUAAGUUCUUUCCUAAUACAAAAAAGCAAUUUGAAGCUUUUGGAGAAAACAUUUUGGAGGCUGUUGGGUUGCAGUUGAGGUCUUUUCCUUCCAGUAUGGUGCCUGAUAUUUUGUGUUGGUUCUCUGAUUUGUGUUCAUGGCCAUUUCUACAUACAGAGCAGCUUUCUGCUCGAAAUAGUUCUGACCGUUUGUAAGGCUAUGUUUCAAAGAAUGCCAAAGCAAACAUCCUCUAUACACUUGAAGCCAUUGUAACCGAGCACAUGGAAGCAAUGGUGCCUGAGAUACCUAGAGUGGUGCAAGUGCUGGCAUGUCUUUGUAGGGCAUCUUACUGCGAUGUGUCAUUUCUUGAUUCUGUAUUUUCUUCGUUGAAACCAAUCAUUUCAUAUUCUUUAUGUAAGGUGUCUGGUGAGGAAAGAUCAUUGGUAGAUGGUUCAUGUGUUAAUUUUGAGUCAUUAUGCUUUGAUGAGCUUUUCACUAACAUCAGACAGGGUGCUAACCAAGAUAAUUCUAGAGAAAAAGUAUACAACAGAGGAUUGACAAUUUUCAUUUUGGCGUCUGUUUUUCCUGAUUUAUCUGCUCAGAGGAGGAGGGAAAUGCUGCAGUCCUUAAUUUUUUGGGCCGAUUUUAUUGCCUUUGAGCCAACUUCUUUCCACAAUUACCUUUGUGCAUUCCAGAGUGUUAUGGAGAGUUUUAGUUCAGACUUUGCAGUUCUUUGGUGCCAUCCCACUGGAGCUGCCCACUGAGGGACAACAUGAAAGUGGACUGGAGUCACAUUCAUGGUUCCUCAGUGAUGUCUACCACAGUUCAAGUCAAGAUAAGGCCUCCGAGAAGUUAGAAGGUAACAAUGUUGGUGCUGAUAUUGUGAAUAAAAAGGUUUAUCUUUUAUUUCCUGAGGAAAUAGAAGAAUUCUCAAAACACUUGGAGGUUCUUAUUGUUAAGCUUUACUUGACGACUGAGCUAUGUUGGAAUCUUCAUCAUCAACUAUCUAAGAAGAGGACUAUUACAUCAACAGAGUGUUUUAUGUACUCAAGAUUCUUGGCAUCAAUUGCACAAAGAGUUAAUGACGCUCAAGGAAAUGAUUCUGAAAUUUCUUUCCCAUCUACGUCAGUUGACCAGUUCCCUGAUCAUUGGAGGAUUGGUAUAGAAGUAAUUUCUGAGACCAUUCUGACCCUUCAAGAAAACAGAUGCUGGGAAGUUGCUUCUGUUGUGCUUGAUUGUGUACUUGCUGUGCCCCAUGAGUUUGGCCUUAAUAAUGUGAUUGGCUCCA
Prunus avium (sweet cherry) is the source of this 4157-nucleotide messenger RNA. NCBI's taxonomy places the organism in Eukaryota, Viridiplantae, Streptophyta, Magnoliopsida, Rosales, Rosaceae. The record is from RefSeq and is a predicted model, not a curated record.